Molecule: messenger RNA, 934 nt
Organism: Yamadazyma tenuis ATCC 10573
Lineage: Eukaryota; Fungi; Ascomycota; Pichiomycetes; Serinales; Debaryomycetaceae
Source: RefSeq, a predicted model, not a curated record
ACAUUAAAUCUUCAAAGGAUAGUCUGCAACCGUUGCUUAAAAGUGAUUAUUCUAUUAGAACUAUGAAAUACUUAGCUGCUUACUUGUUAUUGGUUCAAGGUGGAAACACCGCUCCAUCUGCCUCCGACGUCUCCUCCCUCUUGUCUGCUGUGAACGCUGAUGUUGAUGAAGCCAGAAUUUCUGCUUUGUUGAAGGAAUUGGAAGGUAAGGACAUCCAAGAGUUGAUUGCUGAAGGUAACACCAAGUUGGCUUCCGUCCCAACUGGAGGUGCCGCUGCUUCUUCAGGUGCUGGUGCCGCUGCUGGUGGUGCUGCUGCUGCUGAAGAAGAAGCUGCUGCUGAAGAAGAAGAAAAGGAAGAAUCUGAUGAUGACAUGGGAUUCGGUUUAUUCGAUUAGAUGCUGUAAUAUAGAUCUUUAAUAUAAAUCGGCCAGUUAUUUACUCGUAGUGGAUGUGAAUUGUGUAGGUGUUUAUGCUAAAGUCGUGUAUCAUUAAAAUGUCAGGAUGUGAUGUAAAUGUGAAAUGUCAGGAUGUGAUGUAAAUGUGAAAUGUCAGCUGGUAUAGACUGUCAGUUGGAUGUAUAUGUGAUAAUUGUUCCAUGCCCCAACCCCUCAUACCUCUCGGAGCAUCUCCACCACUUGGGAUCUGUUGGCUCCGUCCACCUUGAACGCUAUCGAAUCCACUAGUAACUUAAACCUGCUCAUCUCGCUCCGCAUCAGAUUGUCCACCAGCAGAACCACCAACCGGUCGUCUUCAAUGGUCAUUCCCAUCGCAUCCGCCAACUUCCUCCGCAACAACUCAAGAUACUUCAUCUUAGACUGCUUGUACUGUAGCUGCUCAUUUGUCUCUAGUAAGCGGCUCCUCACCACUCCGUACUGUUCGAGCAACUCAUUAUCAAGUCCCAUUUUCUGAUCAAGCUGGCGGUACAACGUCUGCU